Messenger RNA from Mytilinidion resinicola, 664 nucleotides. RefSeq lists its product as uncharacterized. Bases 20 to 532 code for a protein of 170 amino acids. NCBI's taxonomy places the organism in Eukaryota, Fungi, Ascomycota, Dothideomycetes, Mytilinidiales, Mytilinidiaceae. The transcript has 2 exons. The record is from RefSeq and is a predicted model, not a curated record.
CUCUACUUUAACAGCCAUCAUGAAAGCCACCCGGUGUUUCCCCACGAGGCCCUUCCAGUGCGCUCUCCGCGCAGACACCUCGAAAGGCUCGCCACUGCGACGCAGCUCAAUUGCUUCAAACCAGCAUCUCCGACCCCCCGCUCGGUCCACCAAAAUACCUCCGCAACACGUCCGCACUCUACACACAUCUCGAGCAAUGCUCUCACGCCCAAAGUCGACCGAUCGUGGCCCCGCCAGCACCGAAGACACUCAAACCGACUUUGGCAAUCUCGACGUGCUUGGGAACACGCCGGCCCCGUCUACUAGCAUAGACGCUUGCACCAACGAUGGAUUUCAUCUAAACAACGGGCUCAAGAUGCAUGGCUGCGGCGCGCUCCUCAUAGGAGGGGAGGCGUUUCGGUGGCAGCCAUGGGCGCAGCAGAACGGAAAGCUGAAGAACGUAAAGGGCCAGUGGGAGGUGGGGAAGGAGGCCUGGGGAGCGUUAGAUCUCGUGUGGCCGAAGCCUGGUACGAACAGCUUGAGGCGGAGAUAAUAUUUGCUUAUAAUUGGCACGGGCCCCCAAGUAAUACCAGUAUCACCUGCAACCAGGAAACAGAUCAAUGACUUGGGCAUACGGCUUGAGGUCCAGGAUACUAGGAAUGCCGCCUCACAAUUCAACCUGCUC